Messenger RNA from Penicillium nucicola, 2283 nucleotides. RefSeq names its product DNA polymerase epsilon noncatalytic subunit. NCBI's taxonomy places the organism in Eukaryota, Fungi, Ascomycota, Eurotiomycetes, Eurotiales, Aspergillaceae. The coding region runs from base 1 to 2283 and encodes 760 amino acids. The transcript has a single exon. Gene Ontology annotation, biological process: DNA-templated DNA replication; error-prone translesion synthesis. Gene Ontology annotation, molecular function: DNA binding. Gene Ontology annotation, cellular component: epsilon DNA polymerase complex. The record is from RefSeq and is a predicted model, not a curated record.
AUGGAUGCAUCUACGCCGCGACAUCCUGACCGAUUCAAAUCAGUGGAUCCAAUUCCUUCAUCCUCACCUGCAUUUGGGACACCAGCACGUCCAUUUCGGAUAAACAAAUCAAAUGCGCCCCUUACAAAAACAUCAAUUCUGCCAAUCUUACUUCCUCCUUCGACUCUACGCCCAGUGGCUUUCCGAACAUUCACUCGCAAACACAACUUGACAAUCUCGUCUGCCGCACUUCAAACGUUGGCGGUGUUUGUGGGAAAGAAUUGUGGCUCAGGAUGGCGCGAAGAAGGACUAGCAGAACGCGUUCUGGACGAGGUUGCUAAGAUAUGGAAAAGAGCCGGAGGAGGUGUGAUCGUCGAAGAAGGCAAAGGUGCCUCACUGAAAACGAUACUCCAGACACUAGAAGGUAGUAUGAGUGGUGGAAGAGUUGUUGCUGGUAAAUCAACGAGUGUCAGUUCAAAGCCCUCCACGCUUGGUAUGGAUGAUGGGCGGAUGGAAACCAGUGGGGAGAAUCCCCAGGGACCAAAUGAUGAAGAUGAUAUGCAAUUGUCUUUUCAUCCAAGACAUUGGCUCAAAGUGAUUGAUGCCUUCAGUCUUCCACGCUUGACUUAUAAUGUCGAUAAGAAAUACUUCGAAGCUAUCAAGUCGAAGCCGUCAUUGUUUCCUUCGCCCUCCCACAAAACCGCACUUUUCCGAGAUCGAUAUAACCUUGUAUACCAGCGAUUGCUCCGAAAUGAGUCAUUUCAAAGCUCCUUGGGUGUUGCUGGUGUCCCUUUACUACAACGCGCAUCAUCUAAUAUUGCUCAACGGCAAUCCUACAAACUAACACCAAUUGCGAACUUGCUGGGCAGAAGUGGGACCUCACAUCUGAUCCUAGGGUUGCUUUCUAUCUCUCCUACAGGAGAUCUAUCACUAGUCGACCUGACUGGAAGCUUGGCACUAGAUCUGAGUCAUGCGCGGAUGAUACCAGAAGACGGCGCAUGGUUUGCACCUGGAAUGAUUGUACUUGUUGAUGGCGUUUACGAAGAGGAAGAGAUGGUAAAAGGCGCCGUGUUGGGCGGAAAUUCGGGGAUUGGAGGUGCGAUCGGAGGCCAAUUUGUUGGCAUAUCAAUCUGCGGGCCCCCGUGCGAACGACGAGAUAUUUCGCUAGGAACAAGUAGUCGCCACGACAGUGGACAACUGGGCACCAGUGGCGGUUUUGGAUGGGUCGAUUUCCUCGGUCUAGGAAGUGAACGCGCACAAGGUGCACGCAUGAGAAGAAUCCAAGAAAAAUGCCUGCGAGGUGAACUGGAGGCCGCUGAAACCACUACUCGCCUCAAGAUUGCAGUCAUGAGUGAAAUCAACCUCGACAAUAUGAAAACUUUGGAUGCUUUGAAGAAGGUCUUCAGUACCUACAAUGAUUUGGCUCUAUCCGAACGCCCACAAGCUUUCGUUUUAAUUGGCAACUUUGUGCGAAGAGCUGUCAUCAGUGGAGGCGGUCGAGCUGGAAGCAUCGAGUACAAGGAGUAUUUCGACUCUUUGGCGUUAGUCUUGUCUGACUUCCCAGCAUUGCUACAGCACUCGACUUUUGUCUUUGUGCCAGGUGAUAACGACCCUUGGGCAUCAGCAUUCUCUGCCGGUGCAGCCUCCACAGUACCGCGCCAACCUAUCCCAGAGCUUUUUACCUCCCGUGUCCAACGUGCAUUCGCAACAGCGAACUCGGAGCUGGACAAAGCACAAAAUCCUGAACCCACAGGUGAGGCAAUAUGGACCUCCAACCCGGCCCGCCUCACAUGGUUCGGGCCACUACAUGAUAUCGCCAUCUUCCGUGACGACAUCUCAGGAAGACUCAGACGGAGCGCUGUUAACACCUCUCUUGACAACGAAGAAUCAGACGUCACCAUGGAUGAGCCAUCAAGUAGUGUGGCUGGCGACGCAGGCUUUAUUGCACCAGAAAAUCCGAACGAUAUGAACCAGGAAGACAGUGCCAAAACUUCCACUGCUUCAUCUGGGGUGUCGAUGGCCCGCCGGCUUGUCAAGACAAUCUUAGACCAAGGGACGGUCUCACCAUUCCCGUUACCACUGCGCCCCGUCUUAUGGGACCAUGUCUCCUCCCUGCAGUUAUACCCGUUGCCUACAGCAUUGGUAUUGGCAGACCCCGAAACUGCACCAUUUUGUAUGACCUAUGAGGGCUGCCAUGUUAUGAAUCCCGGAAGAUUGGUACCUGAAGGUGGCGUUUCAAUGGCGCGGUGGGUAGAGUAUGAUGUGCUUCGGAACCGAGGAAAAGUUAGAGAAGAGCGUUAUUAA